Messenger RNA from Mustela lutreola (European mink), 1856 nucleotides. RefSeq names its product ADP-ribosyltransferase 3 (inactive) (gene ART3). The coding region runs from base 205 to 1350 and encodes 381 amino acids. NCBI's taxonomy places the organism in Eukaryota, Metazoa, Chordata, Mammalia, Carnivora, Mustelidae. Gene Ontology annotation, molecular function: NAD+ poly-ADP-ribosyltransferase activity; NAD+-protein-arginine ADP-ribosyltransferase activity. The transcript is spliced from 12 exons. The record is from RefSeq and is a predicted model, not a curated record.
CGCUACAGGCGCCGCUCACGCCGCUGCUGGGUUCUCGUGCUGCCCGCGCUGAUCCGGCCGGAGGAGCGCCCUGAGAGAAAGCUCUCACUGUCAACAACCUCCCGUCCUGAAGACACUCUUACCACAACUGACAGAGUGGGGAAACAGCCUGAGACCUAGCAUCAUUUAAACCUCCUCCGCAGGCAGAAAAGCCAGAAGAGAAAAAUGAAGGCAAGACGUUUUGAUAUGGUCACCAUGCUGCUGGCAGCUCUGAUUCUAAUGGACAUUUUCCAGGUGAAGGCUGAAACGUUAGACAUGGCGGAUAAUGCAUUUGAUGAUGAGUACCUAAAAUGCGCUGACAGAAUGGAAGUCAAGUAUGUUCCCCAGUUGCUCAAGGAGGAAAAAGCAAGCCAUCAGCUCUUGAAGGAUGUGUGGGAAAAUGCAGAAGCCAAAUGGGAAGCCCAGAAGACGCGCAUCUCCGUCCCGACGAGUUUUAAAGAUACCCACGGAAUAGCGCUGACGGCGUUCGCUGCCGAAGCUCUAGCGCAGACUCCCUUCUACCGCAUGUUCAGCGAAGCUGUGAAGACAGCCGGCCUAUCUCGGAAAGAUUAUGUCUACGACUUCCAGUUCAAAGCUUUUCAUUUUUAUCUGACAAGAGCGCUGCAGUUGCUGAGAAGACCUUGCGAGGACAGUUACAAAGCUGCGGUCUAUAGUAUAAGCCAGGAUGUCUCCUUCGCGGCCGGAGGGCCCAGCCAGGCCAGGCUCGGCCGUUUCACGCUGGCGUAUUCCGCCAGGCCUCAAGCUGCCGACGACCAGCACGUUCUGUUAACCAUCCGCACGUGCUUUGCAAUUGACAUUGAACAUUUUUUUGAUAAAGAAAGUGAGAGAAUUGUUCUAAUACCCCUGAAUGAGAUUUUUCAUGUGUCACAGGAUGGGACCAGCAACAACCUUAUCCUUCGAAGCACCAACAAGACCUGCAGCCAUUACGAGUGUGCUUUCCUAGGCGGACUAAAAACGGAAAAUUGUGUGGAGAACACAGAACAUCAUCUCCCCAUCUAUCUCUACAGCCCAGGAAUGAAAAUCCAGGAGUCCCCAGUCUUACCUGGUAUGGCAAGCCAUGAAGCCACCCAAAUACCUGGGAUGAAAAUUCCAGAAACUGUUUCACUACCAGGAAUAAAAGUGGUACAACUGGAUGAAAAACCUGGAGACAAAAGUCGAGAAGAUAUCGGCAAUCCUGCUCCAGAUCCGGUUCCAGUUCCUGGUCCCAAAACCCACCCCUCUGCGUCCUCGGGCGAAAUGCUCCUUCCGCUGCUGGGGACAUUCAUCAUUUCAGUCAUUGCUUCUGCUAGAAGUCUCUUUGUUGCUUUGUAGUCUGAUGUAUUCUUUAUUUACUUAAAAUACACUCAAGGAGUCCCACAGGAAACCAGCAACAGGAAUGAUGUAUUUUUUCACUUGUUCAUCAAAGUCAUUCGAUAAAAUGAGAACUGAGUAUUUGUUAUUUACUUUGUAAAUUCACAGUUGGUCCAGAUAUAUCAUAGAAUUCAUUUUCCAUUUAUUUCUGUAUUUAUGAUUACAAAAAAACCCCUGUAUCCUUCUGAUUGAAUUCAAUAAAGGACUUUAAGUUUAUUGGAUAUUAUUUCAGUAGAAUUGCCUGAUAUUAAAAUAUCCAGUACCGUUAGUGAUUUAACAAGAAUUUAAUUCCUAAAUUAGAAUUUUAAAGAAGUUUUACUCAUCUUUGAAGGAUCAAACUUGACUUCAAAUACUAUCCUCCAACAAGCUCAUCAUCUUUCCUGAUAUAUAAACACUUUGUAUUUCUGUAAACAUGAUUGUUUACCAAGUUUUUCACAUAUAGUCCCUGAUUUAAAUCUCAUAUUAAU